AUGUUUGGGAUUCAGGAAAGCAUCCAGCGGAGUGGGAGCAGCAUGAAGGAAGAGCCCCUCGGCGCGGGGAUGAACGCGGUGCGGACGUGGAUGCAGGGAGCCGGCGUCCUGGACGCCAGCACGGCCGCUCAGAGCGGAGUGGGUCUGGCCCGGGCUCACUUCGAGAAGCAGCCUCCUUCCAACCUGAGGAAAUCCAACUUUUUCCACUUCGUCCUGGCUCUGUACGACCGGCAGGGGCAGCCCGUGGAGAUCGAGCGCACCGCCUUCGUGGGCUUCGUGGAGAAGGAGAAGGAAGCCAACAGCGAAAAGACCAACAACGGGAUCCACUACCGCCUGCAGCUGCUCUACAGCAAUGGGAUCAGGACGGAGCAGGAUUUCUACGUCCGACUCAUCGACUCCAUGACCAAGCAGGCGAUAGUAUAUGAAGGCCAAGACAAGAACCCAGAAAUGUGCCGAGUUCUGCUCACGCAUGAAAUAAUGUGCAGCCGCUGUUGUGACAAGAAAAGCUGUGGCAACAGAAAUGAGACUCCAUCAGAUCCAGUGAUAAUUGACAGGUUCUUCUUGAAAUUUUUCCUCAAAUGUAACCAAAAUUGCCUAAAAAAUGCAGGAAACCCUCGAGACAUGCGUCGAUUCCAGGUUGUGGUGUCUACGACAGUCAAUGUUGAUGGCCAUGUGUUGGCAGUGUCGGACAAUAUGUUUGUACACAACAAUUCCAAGCACGGGCGGAGAGCUCGAAGACUCGAUCCCUCGGAAGGUACGCCUUCUUAUCUGGAACAUGCUACACCAUGUAUCAAAGCCAUCAGUCCAAGUGAAGGAUGGACUACAGGAGGUGCCACUGUCAUCAUCAUAGGAGACAAUUUCUUUGAUGGGUUACAGGUCAUAUUCGGCACCAUGCUGGUUUGGAGUGAGCUGAUUACUCCUCAUGCCAUCCGCGUACAGACGCCUCCCCGACAUAUCCCAGGGGUUGUAGAAGUCACAUUGUCCUACAAGUCUAAGCAGUUUUGCAAGGGAACGCCUGGCAGAUUCAUUUACACAGCUCUGAACGAACCCACCAUUGACUAUGGUUUCCAAAGGUUACAGAAGGUUAUCCCCCGGCACCCUGGUGACCCCGAACGCUUGCCAAAGGAAGUAAUACUUAAGAGGGCUGCUGAUUUAGUAGAAGCACUCUAUGGUAUGCCACAUAAUAACCAGGAAAUAAUCCUGAAAAGAGCAGCAGACAUAGCAGAAGCACUCUACAGUGUCCCCCGCAAUCACAACCAGCUCCCUGCCCUUGCUAACACGUCAGUCCAUGCAGGAAUGAUGGGAGUGAAUUCCUUUAGUGGUCAACUAGCUGUCAAUGUUUCCGAAGCCUCACAAGCCACCAAUCAGGUCGGUUUUACUCGCAAUUCAAGCAGUGUGUCACCUCACGGCUAUGUGCCAAGCACCACCCCUCAGCAGACAAAUUAUAACUCUGUCACAACAAGCAUGAAUGGCUAUGGGAAUGCUGGAAUGUCAAAUUUAGGCGGUUCUCCAACCUUCCUGAAUGGAUCUGCUGCCAAUUCUCCCUAUGCCAUUGUGCCAUCAAGUCCGACAAUGGCCUCCUCCACUAGCCUCCCCUCAAACUGUAGCAGUUCCUCUGGGAUUUUCUCCUUCUCACCAGCCAACAUGGUCUCAGCGGUGAAACAGAAGAGUGCUUUUGCGCCUGUCGUGAGACCGCAAACUUCUCCUCCUCCCACCUGCACCAGCACCAAUGGCAAUAGCCUGCAAGCUAUAUCUGGCAUGAUUGUUCCCCCCAUGUGAAAGAAUUGCCUUGAAGAAUUUUAUUAAUGAAGAGGUUGAAUUCUACUUCAGAAAGAAUCUGAUACAAGUCCCAGAGUGGAACUUUUUACUCAGGCCUUUUUAAAAAUAAAAAAGAAAUAAAGAAGAAUCUUACAAUAACUGCGGAUUUUUAAACAAAACAAAAAUCACCAUCCUUGCAAAUACUGAAAUUAACAAUCUGCAAUUGCAAGGUGUUGAUUCAAGUUGUCCAUCCCAAAUACCUGGGAGAUAUAUUUAUUGUAUGUUGAUAAAAAAUCCACUU
Molecule: messenger RNA, 2059 nt
Organism: Gavia stellata (red-throated loon)
Lineage: Eukaryota; Metazoa; Chordata; Aves; Gaviiformes; Gaviidae
Gene: EBF1
Product: EBF transcription factor 1
Exons: 17
Coding region: 1-1779 (592 amino acids)
Biological process (GO): regulation of transcription by RNA polymerase II
Molecular function (GO): RNA polymerase II cis-regulatory region sequence-specific DNA binding; DNA-binding transcription factor activity, RNA polymerase II-specific
Source: RefSeq, a predicted model, not a curated record